Messenger RNA from Monomorium pharaonis (pharaoh ant), 4025 nucleotides. It is a transcript of the gene Brd8, whose product is annotated as bromodomain-containing protein 8. Gene Ontology annotation, cellular component: NuA4 histone acetyltransferase complex. The transcript is spliced from 3 exons. The record is from RefSeq and is a predicted model, not a curated record. Bases 167 to 3628 code for a protein of 1153 amino acids. Gene Ontology annotation, molecular function: protein binding. Lineage: Eukaryota; Metazoa; Arthropoda; Insecta; Hymenoptera; Formicidae.
UUAUACUAUGUUCGAACAGCGGAAGGAAGCUCGUUUCUGUGUUCUUUUUGAAGAGCGUUGGAGAGUCCCGAAAUAAAGUGCAUCGACGAGUUAUUUGCAAGUCAAAGUUGCGUCACGCGUACCUCGUAGAUCAUAGCAAGUUCAGAAUUUAUCGGAAAGAGACGUAAUGGCAGCAGUGCAGGACAGAAUGAAACACAAACGUGCAAGCUCGAACUGUGACCCAUGGACAACACGGGAACAAUUGUGCCUCGCGUCAAGCGUACUGAAAUCUGGGGAUCAAAACUGGAUGAGCGUGUCCAGAUCGUUGAGACCAUUUUUUGAAAAGGAAUCGCUGAGGUCUACAGACUGGUUUUCGCAAAAGUCAUGCGCCAUACAAUACGCGCAUCUGCUGGAGAACGUAGACACGCCAAAAAGGAAGAAGCGAGAGAGCGGCGAGACUACUAGCGAAUCCGUAGUCCGAAAGUUAACGCAAGAGAGAAUAACCGAGCUAAGUCAGAUUCUGGCUCGUCAGAAGGAGGAAUAUUUACGACUCAAAACGGACAUAAAGCACCUCAAGUCUGGUACGAUAAGCGACGAAAAACUGGAAAAGAUGUGGCAUGAUAUACAGCAGGAGGAGCGUGAGAUGGACCAGAAGUCGCGGACUCACAUGGCUUGGCUGAAACGUCAGCAUCAACAGAAGCAGCAGGAGACUAGUUCACCGUCGGUCUCAACUUCGUCGGUCAUGAACCAAAAUCGCAAAGUAACGGAGAGUACAACAGAAGUACAGGUACAGGAAACCGGCCACGCGACGGAACCCGUUGCCGUGGAGAAUGACGAAGAGAAAAAAAGCAACAGGGGUGGCAGAUCUCCAUUACUGACGAGUCUACUGAAAUCCCCGAGUCCGACCACUCAGACUAUCCAGUCCUUUCCAUCCACUCCUACCUCCGUUCAGGCGGGCACACCGACCAUCACCAGCCUGCUCGGAUCCAGUUCAAAGACGUUGAACGCUCAGCUGGCACAGAAUGUGUCGCCGCAGUUGCAGCAGAUGGUCUCGACGGCGAUUGCUAGCGCAGCGAAUGCGACACCGGAACGACCGUCCGUCGGCGCUCCCACGCUCUCCAUGCUGCUGGAAAUGCCAGCGAGCACGCAGAGAGGCCCUCUACCAAAUCUGCAAACGACAACUGCUUCCGCAAGCGUAUCCCAUGCACCGCAGCAACAGACAAUCGCAACCGUGCCUGUUACUACCUCCGAGACGCGCAAUUUCCAGCAAGCUCCGGCGCAAUCGCAAGCCCCCCAGAUUCAGCAGGUGGCCAUCAAAAAUGAGGCAGCAGCAGUGGCAACUCCAGCGACCGCCACAACGCCGACGAACAUGCCCGUCGCGGAGAACAUGGUGCAGAUAAUCGACCAUAUAGACGUGAUGCAGAAAGACAUAAUGGCAAAUGUGAUAGACAAGGACGAGAUUAAUAACAUCAUCGAUGAUAUUGAGGAAUUGAUCAAGCAGGAUAUCACCGCUAGCCCUGGACAGACACUAGACACGAGCGGCUCGAUAACAACGAUGCCAACGACAACGACGACAGCAGCGGCGCCGGUUGUUGCAAGUAUCCCUCAAGAACAAUCGGCGGAAGUACCGGCAGCAACAACAGCGACAACGUCAAGACCGCAACCGAGGGACGUAGACGAAGCCGUGUCACUGUCCGAUUCGCCGCAAAGCGAGAUGGCGAUUGAGGAGAUUGACUCGAGUACUUCGAAUAUCGCAGAGAUUAUCGGAACCGUUGCCAUAGAUCCAAAGGAACAGCCUAAAAUUAUUGUCGCCGAGAUCACGGAGACCGUAACAAACACAUCGUCGGGGACGAAGUCCGAUACGAGUACUUGUGACAAAAAACCGACUUUAACGGAGAAGCUCGUUUUGAAGAUAGAAAUUAAUGAUGGAGGAACCAGUAAGAACGCUCCAGCGGAAGAGAAACAACCGGACAUCGAAGCGAAAUCCUGCGCAGAUGCCACAUCGAACGUGAAGACUGAGGAGAAUGACUCUAAACUCUCGGAAGAAAAAAAGGAGACUAUAGAUGAGACUAUGGAGGUAGAAGAGGAGGUUGAAGAAGAAGAGGAAACGGAAGUAACUGCGCUGUCCGAUGUCAAAGAAUCGUCUGGUAACGUUAAAGAGCAGAAGGAUUCACCAGAGGACACUGAAGGUAAAGAUAACGCGGGAUUAGAUCAAUUAGAAAUACAUUUAGCGAAAAUUACAGGGGAUCAGCAGGACGUGCCCUCUGCAGAGAUUGUCAGCGUCUCUUCGGAGGUGACGAACGAUCUACCCAGUGCCGAGGACACGGAAAAGUCGCAGGACAUCAGCUUGAUCCUGGAGGAGGACGACGAAAGCAAUCAGAGUAUGGAGAGUAAGAAGAAAGCAGUAACGGAGGAACAGACCAUUCAGAACACGGUCGAGAGCACAGAAUCCUCUGUAUCGUUCAAGGAGGAGGCAGUUCUUGCGAUAAAAGAAAAGACUAUUGUGGAGACGAAGGAAGAGCCUUCGGUAAAGUUACAAACAAAAGGAGCGAACGAAAAAACGUUGGAGUUAUACACGGACAAGAAUUCCACUAAGAAGGAAGAGGUCAAGGAUACCAAGGAGGAUACCAAGAGUUCCAUUUUACAGGAUGUAGAAAUUAAAGAGGAGAAGAUCAGCAAUGAAUCAGCCGGAGAUAGAAACGCUAAGGAUAUCACGCGUGUAGCCAUAGAAGAAACAAAGAGUAUUAAGAGCGAGCCAGCUGAAGUUGCGACAACUGAUGUGAAAAUUAACAUAAAGAAAACCGAGAGUGUAGAAAUCAAGUCCGAGGAAGCUAAACCGAAAAACGAAAUGGAACUGGAAGCUAGCGGAAGUUCGUUUCACGGGAAAAGCCCGCUUCACGGUCUAUCGGAGGAAGACAAGAAAGAAAGCGUGGAGGUAAAGCAAGAGAAAGAGGAGAAGGAAGACGUCAAGAAAAACGCAGCAGAAGGCGAGCAGAUUGUAAAAGAGAUGGAAUCCACAGGAGUUGGAGAAGAACCCGGCGAAUUGGACGAGGAGGAAUCUUCGUUGAGUAAGUUAAGUAGCAACCGAGCGAUGAAGACGUAUUCCAAGAAGCAGAACGUCGCCGUAGACAGCGAACCGGAGAACGAGAGCGCCGGCGAGGGCGCGGACUAUCGUGCCUGGAAGAAGGCGGUUCUACUCGUCUAUGGUCGUCUGGCCGCGCACAAAUUCGCAUCAGUGUUCCUCAGACCGAUCACGGAGGAUCACGCACCUGGAUAUCACACGGUGGUCUUUCGACCGAUGGAUCUGUCUACUAUUAAGAAGAACAUCGAGAACGGUACGAUCAGGUCGACCAUGCACUUUCAGAGGGACGUCAUGCUUAUGUUCCAGAAUGCGAUUAUGUACAACAAGCGCGACACGAUUAUAUUUAAAAUGGCAGUUUCGAUGCAAGAGGAGUGCUUGCAACAUAUGCAGAUAUUGGUACAAGCAACGGGAGAAGGAACAUUUCGAAGGGAAACUAGAACUGCAGCGAGCAGUAGCAGCGAGGCAAACGAGAGCAAUCUUAAACGGAAACGAAGUCACAUCACUCCGAGUCCACACGACAUCGACAGUCCACGCUCGAAAAAACGCAGAAAAUCUGAGAAUGAUUAGACUAUAUUAAUAAUAACAGACUGUGUUAUAUAUGUACAGAUAUAAAGAUACACUUGUGCGUUACAGCAAUUGAGGGAGAGGAAUGUGACUGAGAGAGAAAAAUAGAGACACAUUUUUCAGGUAUUGUGACAAAGUAUGCGCAUCGACGCCACGUACGAGAAUAAGCGAUACUUGAAGCCUAUACAAGAAAAGAUUAUGUGUGAUAUAAUUAUUGUAUAAAAUUAAUUUAGCUAUUUUAUAAGACCAUUAUGAUAUACUAUGAUACUCAUAAACAAUUCUGCGACUUGAGAAAGAUUACAAGAUACUUUUUUCAAUUUAACUUUCUCAUCUUUGGCUCUUUAUCUUUAAAUGUAUAUGUAAUAAGAAAUUAUAUUAAUAAAAUAGGUAAAGAGAUAAA